Molecule: messenger RNA, 1596 nt
Organism: Aspergillus luchuensis
Lineage: Eukaryota; Fungi; Ascomycota; Eurotiomycetes; Eurotiales; Aspergillaceae
Product: putative alpha/beta hydrolase
Exons: 2
Coding region: 1-1596 (531 amino acids)
Biological process (GO): cardiolipin acyl-chain remodeling
Cellular component (GO): mitochondrial inner membrane
Molecular function (GO): A2-type glycerophospholipase activity
Source: RefSeq, a predicted model, not a curated record
AUGGCCUCCGAGUCGCUCAACUCGCCCAGCGGCCAAUUCCGCGGCCGCAGCGAGGAACCCGUGGCUUCUGGCCGAGAGAGUACGCCACAUGCAGCGCGCGGAGCCAGCGCAACGCCUCCCCCCUUGGCCUGGUUUCCCCUAGGCUACAGGGAAGGCUUUAGUCAAUGGUGGGCGUCUUUACCCGCCGCCACAGCCGAACACAGAGUUCUUUCCCACCUCCCUUAUCUCCAGCAUCAACCCCCAACCCACCUCCAGACCGGUAAAACGAGCAAUGUUUCCGGAGGCACAGGCAGUCUCCAGUCCGCCGAUCAAACCCAACAGGGUGAGGUAUCUGCCAGUUCUACCAAUGAUCCAUACGGCCCCCGAAUGUGGCGCUCCAGCAUGGUGGAGCUGAGCGGGAAGAAUCGGGCUCUGAACGAGUUCUCAGUCGAGCGCAUUGGUGAAGAAGCAGAUCAACAUCUGGUCAUGCUUCAUGGAUACGGUGCUGGUCUGGGGUUCUUCUAUAAAAAUUUCGAGCCGCUUAGUCGCCUGAAAGGGUGGCAACUCCAUGCGCUGGAGGAAUGGCGAGUCAAGCGCAACAUCGACCGUUUCACACUCCUCGGCCAUAGUUUGGGAGGCUACAUGGCCGUGGCAUACGCUCUCAAAUAUCCGGGGCGACUCAACAAGCUUAUCCUAGCUUCCCCCGUGGGAAUCCCAGAGGAUCCAUAUGCUGUGCGGGCAGAGAUGCCUGCGCCAAACGAGUCGACUAUGGCGAAUGAGCUCACCCAGAACCAGCGCAAUAUCGCCGAAUCCGCCUCUUCGGUUCCCCCCACUGAGCUUCAGAAAGGCGACAACAAUAUUCUGCUGAAGGGUUCCCCUACAAAUAGUGGUGCUUCCCCGGACCAGCCGCCCCGGCGCAUGGUGCCCAAGUGGUUCGCCUACCUUUGGGAUGCCAACAUCUCCCCCUUCAGUUUGGUGCGAUGGGCGGGACCGCUUGGUCCGCGCCUGGUCUCCGGGUGGACAUCCCGGCGCUUCUCCCAUCUCCCGGCAGAGGAGGCCAAGGCUCUGCACGACUAUUCGUAUUCGAUCUUCAGCAUGCGCGGCAGCGGCGAGUACGCUCUAUCGUACAUUCUCGCCCCGGGCGCUUUUGCCCGCAGCCCGCUAAUUCGCCGCAUCGAGGGCGUCGGUCGUCAAUACAUCCAGCAAAACCCAUCCCCCGCAUCUGCUGUCUUCGAGUCUGCGAAGGCCGCAGCUGCAACUACCACCUCCCAGUCUACUUCAGAAUCUUCCUCUACCAACUCUGCCCCCUCCCAGCCCCCCUCAACAACACCUAAGCGCGAAAACGGUCUCCCCAUCAUCUUCAUGUAUGGCGACCACGACUGGAUGGACGUGAAGGGCGGAUUAGCCGCGAAGGCUAAGCUGGAUCAAGAGAAGGAGCGUAUCCUGCAGAACGCGACGGUAGAGGAACGCGAAACAGACAAUGGCUCAGCCAAGGUGGUUGUCAUCAAGAGGGCAGGCCAUCAUAUCUAUCUAGACGGAUGGGAAGAAUUUAACCGGAUCGUCUUGGCUGAGAUGGAGCAGGUGGCUGAGAAGGAGAGAGCUAAUCGAUCUUCAUAG